GCUGAAUCUGAAUCUGGAGUUUGCAAACAAAAUUUCCUGAAGCAUUCCGAGAUAUUUUCGCACUUUUUCCGUUUUUUGUGCCCGUAACUCGGAAACUACAUUUUAGCGAAAAGACCACCCUGAAUAAAGUUGAAGUAGACAGUUUUCUACAUUAUAUUUUUUUCUCCCUCAGGACUGUAGGACUAACGGGUGAGGAGCUAGAACAAGUUAGAAAUAGACCAAAUUUGCGUAUUUUGCAAAAAAAUAGUGCUCUUCGUCGGAUCUCGUAGAUAAUUCAUAAUCUACGUAUUAAUUAAAUUGUAUUUACUGCAGAGGGUCUUCCCAAUGAAACCUAUAACUAUAAUUAUAAUACAUUAUAAAAAUAGAUUAGAAUUAUUGACGUUCACAUUUGAUAUACCUAUCAAUAGCAUGCAAAGUAUUAUUGUUUCUAAAAAUAUAUCAUUAUUUGUAAAACCUAUUUUUUGACACUAUGAUAAUAUUGAUUUCAUUCCAACUAUAUCAAGAUAAUUUGACAGCAGAUGCCAUGUCCCUUCACACAAAUCUCCAAGAAAUAGGUGAUUUUUGGAAGGAUUUCGCAGAACUUUCUGCCCUCGCCAGAACUUACAAACCUAUUGAUUUGGGUCAAGGCUGCCCAAAUUUUGCACCAUCUCAAUUCAUCAAAGAUGCUCUAAUCCAAGCUGUUACCUCAGAUUCCACACAUCAAUACACCAACCCCUAUGGCCACCCAAGACUAGCAAACGUAUUGGCAAAACUGUAUUCCAGGCUGCUAAAUAGAAAUGUAGACUCCGCUAGUGAAAUUUUGAUCACUGCGGGGUCUAGUGAAGCUCUAUUCUGCUAUAUUAUUGGUCUGAUUGGAGCAGGUGACGAGGUUAUAGUUGUUCAGCCUUAUUUCCCAUUUUUCUCAGUUCUAAUUGAACUAGCAGGAGGGGUAGCAAAGUUUGUCACUUUGAAACGACCGAAUGGAGAUGGGUCCCAAUCAGCAUCCGAUUGGGUGUUGGAUUACGAAGAACUUGAGGGUGCCUUCACAGACAGGACCAAAGCUAUCAUAGUGAAUACUCCUAACAAUCCCAUUGGGAAAGUUUUUGACAGGUCAGAGCUGGAACGAAUAGCCGACCUUUGCAAGAAAUGGGAUGUUAUUUGCUUGGCAGAUGAAGUAUACGAGUGGAUGGUAUGGGAACCCAAAGAGCACAUAAGGAUUGCAUCUCUUCCUGGCAUGUAUGAAAGGACUAUCACAAUUGGCGCAGCAGAAAAAUCUUUUGGUGUAACUGGUUGGCAAAUUGGUUGGGCAUAUGGGCCACCAAGUUUGCUGAAAAAUUUGAAAAAAUUGCAUUUGCUAUCUGUCUUCAAUCCUAGCACCCCAUUACAGGAGGCUUUCGCGACUCUAUUUGAACAUGAAGAAGCGAAUUUUGGCGAGCCUCAGACCCAUUUUGUAACGAUGCAGAGGCAAUUGAAAGAAAAAAUGCACAUCAUUAUGGACUUGUUGAAAAAAACAGGUAUGGACCCGGUAAUGCCUGAUGGAGGAAUGUUUAUUGUUGCAGAUAUAUCCAAAUUAGCACCUCGAACAGAUCUGACUGCGGAAACUGAUGAUUACCUUGAUUUGCGUUUCGUGAAAUGGCUGAUCAAAAAGCACAAACUCCUUGGGAAUCCCAUGAGUUUAUUCUACGCUGGUGAAGAUAAAAGAAAAAACGAUCAUUUCAUCAGAUUUUGUUUUUACAAGAAUGAAGAUACUUUACAGAAAGCAGCAGAGAUAUUGACGAAGUUACGGGAUGAUUUAAAACUUUAAUAAACAGUUGAUACAUUAAUUUCUCCAUAAUAUCAUGAUGAAAAAUCCCCUCUCAACCAUCUUUUCGCAUCUCUGGAAUCGUUUCCAUAGGUUUUGCCAUAUCUAAAAAUCGAAAAUAUACUCUGUAGGUUAUUCAAGGUAGUGGAA
Messenger RNA from Phaedon cochleariae (mustard beetle), 1930 nucleotides. The record is from the annotation of a GenBank genome assembly. Lineage: Eukaryota; Metazoa; Arthropoda; Insecta; Coleoptera; Chrysomelidae.